AUUGAACAUUCCUAGCACGUACCAAAGCUAGCUCAAUUAUCUAUUCGCAGCUGAUUUUGGUUUUGUUUAUUAAAACUUGCAUUUGUGAAUUUUUUGAAAAUGGAAGAGAUGUCGACCUUAAAAACACUACUUUUAGCGUACACUGCAAAUAUGCAACUUUUUGAGUUAACGCAAUCUAGUUUUGAUUACAAUCUAGCCCUAUACAGGAGGAGAAAGAAGCGAAAAUUGAUGGUUUUGCAACAUUUAAGGAAACGGCAAAUUUUUCUUCUUGGAUUGUUGCAGCAAAACGCUACUCAAAGAUCUUUGUGGAAAUUGGAUCGGGAAUCUCAAUUCUGGGAAAUUAUUUACGACAGCAGUGAUGACUACUUUAAGAGUCACUUGCGCAUGACACGCGCCAGUUUUGAAAUACUUUGCAGCUUGCUUAGAAAUUUGAAAAGAGCCGACACAGCGUGCCGCAGAGCGAUUCCAUUACCAAAACGGAUAGCAAUCGCUUUGUUUGCUCUUGGGUCCUCUGUAGAAUACAGGGUAGUUUCCGAGCUAUUUGGAGUUGGGAAAUCAACCGUGUGCACUAUUUUAUUAGAGUUCUGCAAAGAAGUGUGGCCAGCAAUGUCGACACAGUACAUAAAGAAGUUGCCUCCGACGAACGAAACUCUCGCUGAAUAUGUUGAAGGCUUUUCUCGACUUGGCUUCCCACAAUGUCUAGGAGCCAUUGGUGGUUGCCACAUUGAAAUAAAACCGAAUCCAACAGAAGCAAACGAUUACUGUAACAUCAAAGGAUGGUAUUCCAUUGUACUAUUAGCUCUAGUUGAUUACAGGUGCACCAGGAAGUUGCAACGAUUCACAAAUAUUCGAUACAUCGCUACUAAAGCAGUUAUUGACGCAGAAUGAAAUAUUAACGAC
Rhagoletis zephyria (snowberry fruit fly) is the source of this 900-nucleotide messenger RNA. RefSeq lists its product as uncharacterized. Lineage: Eukaryota; Metazoa; Arthropoda; Insecta; Diptera; Tephritidae. The record is from RefSeq and is a predicted model, not a curated record.